Hibiscus syriacus is the source of this 498-nucleotide messenger RNA. RefSeq lists its product as uncharacterized. The transcript has 4 exons. Bases 47 to 409 code for a protein of 120 amino acids. The record is from RefSeq and is a predicted model, not a curated record. NCBI's taxonomy places the organism in Eukaryota, Viridiplantae, Streptophyta, Magnoliopsida, Malvales, Malvaceae.
AUAGGAAGCUAGGGGACUCGAUGCUGGGCCACGCUUGGUCCAAAAAAUGGUUGGUUUUGGGGAUCACAGGACAUCUAGCAUUGUAGCUAGGAUUGCUGAAGAGGAAAUUGCACAUGUUGCUGUUGGUGUAUACUGGCUUAUGUCCGUCUGCCAUAAAAUGAAUCGUGCCCCAUGCUCCACGUUUAAAGAGUUAUUACAUGAGUAUAAUUUGGAGCUGAAAGGGCCAUUUAAUUAUUCAGCUCGAGAUGAAGCAGGCAUUCCACGCGAAUGGUAUGACUCAUCAUCAACAAAGAAAGAGCCUGAAGAGAAUCGGAAAAGUAGUCAGCAGCUUUCGGAGGUUUAUGAUAGGCUCGCUUGUAUCAUCUCCAUGGAGAGCGAGCAUUCGAGUUUAAAUAGACCUUCUCGAUGACUUUAUUUGAAUAGACACUACAAUAUCAAGGGUACAUUUCUAUGAGCUGUCCUGUUAGGUUCCGUGUAUUUGUUCUGAACUCUGUAAUU